AUGACUGAAAUUCUCUUUGUAGGAGCAAAAUCAUGUGGAAAAACAUUGCUUAUCAAGAGACUCCAAAUUCUUACAGACCAAAGAAGGUUAACUCCAUUUGAUGAAAUUCCAUCAACUAACCCAACAGAAGGAAUUGAUACACAAAAUUUCAAGUAUCAUCGUGAUAGCUUCGUUUUCAAAGAGCUUUCUGGUGAUAGUAUUCAACAGUGGGAAUCAAAUGCUCGCACAGCAAAGGCAAUAGUUUAUGUUUUUGAUUCUGCUGAUUUGACAAAAACAGCUACAAAUAUAGUUUGGCUAAAUGAAGUUCUUCAAAGCCAUGUUACAGAAAAUAAGCCAAUUAUGAUUGUUUUAAGUAAAUGCGAUGUACCUGACUGCAUUAGAUUCAAUGUAAUUGAUGAUAUUAUCGGAUUUGACCGUGUUCCAAAUCCAUCUCGCUUAUCCUUCCUAGAAACCAGCUCUGUUGUUGGAGUUGGCUUAAGUGAAAUUUUCCACUGGCUUUCAGAUCUAUCCAAAUAA
This is a messenger RNA of Trichomonas vaginalis G3, 516 nucleotides long. Its product is annotated as GTP binding. Gene Ontology annotation, molecular function: GTPase activity; GTP binding. The coding region runs from base 1 to 516 and encodes 171 amino acids. NCBI's taxonomy places the organism in Eukaryota, Parabasalia, Trichomonadida, Trichomonadidae. The record is from RefSeq and is a predicted model, not a curated record. The transcript has a single exon.